GGGUGUGGCCGUGGCCUAAUAUUUUUUGCAAACAUGGCGUCAAAUGAAAACUAUUCUACGUCUUACGAGAGAGGGAGCGGCUCCCCUAGCUCUUAUUCCCCUGCCAUUGAUCCUGACUUCAACCCUGACAUGAGAAACGAGUAUACAUGCUUCCUUUGUAAUGGCUAUCAGACUGUCAUUGGUACGAUCAUCAUUGACUCUGUUGGUAUUGAACUCAUUGAUGGUAUAGGAAGAAGACUAGAAUUGGAGGCAUACGAUCAGCUAGUUUCAGUCAAUGAACCAGAACCUUAUAGCUUCCACAGUCUUAUACUAGUGUACCCCAGCAGAUACGUUGUGCUCUCUCAUUUACUGAGGAAGAGUCAGUUAGUCGAAGUUUUUAAAAAUGUUGGACUUUACAGGGAGGAACCAAAGCUACCGUUUGAAGCAAUCGGUUUUUAUGAUCCAGAGAGACUUAAUGAACAACAUCACAGUGGCAGCCUUGAUAUACCUUAUGAAGUAGAAAAAGAAGAAAGAUGGUCCUCAGAGGAAGAGGAAGAGAGGCAACCAAGGAGGAGAGGAGGUAAUUCAAGAACUGCCGAUCAAUGGAGUAACAAGGAAGAGCAGGAGAGAUACAUGCAACGAGAGAUAGCCACACAGUCCAUGCUCAACCCAAUACAGAUGCUCUCUUCUGAGGAUCAUGCAAGAAAGAAAACAGUUAGCAGUGGAGAGUGGAAGCAGCUGGACAAGUAUCACUCAUCACCAGCACAGGCUUUCAAUAAAACCCAGCCUUCCACUACCCAGCGUAGAGCUGUGGUGACUAUUAAAGCUACACUGAGCCCCGGUCGUACAGAGGAGACUAGUUUUCCCGUGCGUCAGGUUGUAAAGGUUGAUGAACUUGUUGAUCAGCUGAAGACUUUGUUUCCGGAUCAUUCUAACGCAAAGCUUAAAGAUUAUCUGAGAGAGUGUGGAUAUGAUAUCAAUGACACCAUUACAAUGAUACUUAGUGAGGAUCAAGAAGAUAGUUCUACUUAGGAUCAGGGAGGUUUGAAGAUAUAAUGUGACCUAUACAUACUUGCAUGAAGUGAUUGUACAGCAACAUUUUCUAACAUUUUUUACCACUUUUUGUACAAUUUAUAACUAUUGAAAGAUUAUGCCUGGACUUACAUUACUUAUACAGUUAUAAUCUUCGUUUAAUGUCUAAAUUCAUAAUACUGAAACUUAUCUUUGUGUCACAAUUUUAGCAUUAUAAUUAUUAUUUCAAAAAAUUCAA
Messenger RNA from Amphimedon queenslandica, 1249 nucleotides. RefSeq lists its product as uncharacterized. The coding region runs from base 34 to 1011 and encodes 325 amino acids. Lineage: Eukaryota; Metazoa; Porifera; Demospongiae; Haplosclerida; Niphatidae. The transcript has 4 exons. Gene Ontology annotation, molecular function: ubiquitin binding. The record is from RefSeq and is a predicted model, not a curated record.